Messenger RNA from Rhinichthys klamathensis goyatoka, 724 nucleotides. RefSeq names its product secondary ossification center associated regulator of chondrocyte maturation (gene snorc). The coding region runs from base 72 to 437 and encodes 121 amino acids. The transcript is spliced from 3 exons. Gene Ontology annotation, biological process: cartilage development. The record is from RefSeq and is a predicted model, not a curated record. Lineage: Eukaryota; Metazoa; Chordata; Actinopteri; Cypriniformes; Leuciscidae.
ACUUGCUCUCUGUGUUCUUUCAUUAACGCAGCAGUCCAGGAGCGGAGAACAGAAGUGUCCGAUCAGGAACCAUGGGCCUCGGCAGAAGCAGUUCCAGUGGUUUAUCUCGGCUCGCCUUCAUCACCGCUCUGGCAUUCUGCAUGGCUUUUGUGCAGACAGAAACAGUGGCUGAUUCCUCCCCUACACUGCAGAAUGAUAACCAGGACACACUAUCCGGUGCUGGAGCCAUCGAUGUGACAACAAAAGUCCCUUACCAGGACCUGACGGGAAACACCUUCUCCUUUGACUAUGAGGACAGUACACAUUCAGUAACCCUGGAUGAGGAAGUUGUGCUGGGGCCAGGGGCCAUCACAGCUAUCGUCAUCGCAGUGUUCCUCGGAGCCUCUGUUCUUCUCGCUCUCAUUGUGAUCACGCUCAGAAAGUUCACUGCCUCUUAGGAAGGGACAUUUAUGUUUUCAUUUUCUCCCUUCCUCAGUCUCAUCUCUUCUCUUUGCUCGCCUUGUUUUUCCCUCUCCUCCAUCUGUACUCAUUGGUGGCAGGUCCCUCGUGAAAUGGUUGUUUGCAGUUGUUCUUUACUGUUACUCUGAGACUUGUUUUGGGAAUUCUUUCCCCUAAUCUUAAAAAUAAUUAUUGGCAUCGAUGGGCCCAUGAAGAACCAUCCAUGGAACCUUUUCAUUGCACAAAAGGUUCUUUAUAGUGGACAAAUGUUAUUUAGAUUAAAAUG